AUGGCCGGCAACAGCAUCGGUGGCAGUGCGAGUGGUGUGGACGAUCCGGAAGAGCGAAAACACUUUCAAAGAAUUGUGAACGCUUUUAGGUCAUAUAGGAGUUACUCCCUUCGACGGUUGUGUAAAGUGGUCAAAUAUGUGUCGAGUCUACCGCCAUCCCAUCAGCUCAUGCUCAAGAACUACCGGCAGCAUCUGGAUCGAGUACGGAUGGCAAUUGACCACAAUCAUGACGUUCUCAAGCUCGUGGUGGCCAACAUAGCCCACAUGUUUGAGAAUGUGGACCACUCCGACGACGUUAAACCUACGAACCAGAUUCAGGCCACAUCGUUAGACAUGGACAAAGUGCAGGCUGUCCUGAAGCAGUUUGUUCGGGAAUGGAGUUCCGAGGGGGCCGAGGAACGGCGAGCGUGCUUCCAACCAAUUUUGGACGCCAUUUCUGAACAUUUCCCAUUGAAUGAAGUAGACCCAUCCACCAUUCACAUACUGGUGCCGGGAGCAGGCCUCGGCAGGCUAGCCUACGAGAUUGCCCGCCAGGGUUACUGUUGCCAGGGGAAUGAGUUCAGUCUUUUUAUGCUGUUCGCUUCCAACUUCAUUCUGAAUCGGUGCAAAGGAACUAACUUGCACAUCGUGUAUCCCUGGGUGCACCAGUACUACAACCACAUGGCCUCGACAGACCAGAUCAGACCCGCCCAAUUCCCGGAUGCCAACCCCAGCGAUGUCCCUCCCGAGGCACAGUUCUCCAUGGCGGCUGGCAACUUUGUCGAAGUGUACGGCUCACAGUUAGAACAGUGGGACUGCGUGUCGACCUGCUUCUUCCUGGACACGGCACCCAACGUGGUGGUGUAUAUCGAAACCAUAGCGCACAUCCUUCGGCCAGGGGGCCUGUGGAUCAACCUGGGUCCGCUGCUCUACCAUUACGCCGACCUCCCUAACGAGGACUCGAUCGAGCCCAGCUACGAAGACGUCCGAAAUAUUAUUCUCACUAUGGGCUUCAUUUUUUUGAAAGAAGAAACCGGUAUUCCAACACCGUACACCCAAAAUCCACGUUCUAUGAUGCGGUACGAGUACCGCAGUGUGUUCUUUGUUUGUCAGAAACCCCUGCAGCCCUCUCACGCUAUGGAGCAGGCGAUUCAUGACGAAGUUGUUGGCGGUGCGAACUCCUGAUUCGGCAACUUCCCGUGGCGUAUUCGAAGAACCUGAAUGCGAGCGUUCACAGCACUACGCCUAUAAGCAGCCAGUGGUCAAACCGCAAUGACUCGGUCCUCGUUGACUAUAAUGUGUUCACAUAUGAUUCUGUACAGGUAUAGCUAGGAGACGAGAACCAAAUGAGCUCUGAUGUAUGACGUAUUCCACAAUUUGAGCUGGGCACUUGCUUGUAAUUUAAAAGGCAUCAGCAGUAACGUUGAACAUUUGUCUCUUUCUGUUGAUGUUGAACUUCAGGUGGUGCUGCAUGCAAACUUACUUAGUUGCAAAUUGACCUUGCUUUUGAAGCACGAGUGUUGCAUGUUAAAACAUGGAGAGCAUUUGAUGUAUUCAAAGUUCAUAAGUGCAAUUGAAUGUUUAAAGAAAACUGUAAAGCUGGGCUUUCUUCAUUAUUGGCAUGACAUAUACGUGCAUACGGGGUUUUUGGUUCUCAAAACUUGAGUUGUGUGUCUGUUUAGUAAGGCAAAUAGAAUUACCACCUAUUAUGAAUUGAUAAUUGCAUGGUACUGACGUCAAUGUUAUCACAUCCUGCAGCAACCCAUUUCGUUGAAGGUUCGAGAGGAAAUCUUACUGUGUUAUGGUUCUCCCACAAUAUGCCAUUUGUACGAGCAGAAUCGUUAGCGGUAAGAUGCUUCUCUUUUGAGAGAACCAUUAUCCUAUAUUCUCAUUUAAAAAAAUAGUAUGUUCCAUACGUUGUGUGGAGCAAACAGAGUUAUUGAAGUGGUUGGUUUCAUGUGGUAUACGAUAUUCUACCACAUGUGCUGGAUUACUCUGUGGAUACUUUUUAUUAAGCGUGAUGCGCGCUUCGUUGAUUUCAGUCACUUGAAUUCAUAUUUGGGGUACAAAUAUUUGUGUUAUGAAUAUGAAUGCAAAGUGACUCUCUACUAAUAGGCCAUAACCAGUUAGUCUAGCUAGUUGCGCUUAUGUCAUAUUAAUUUACUUAGAGGAAUGCUUUAACAUGCAUUUUUUGUAAGAAGUUAUUCCUCGAAAUAUAUCACAAAGUGCACGGCGUUUCUCAUAACACAAAUUAAUGUGACAUUUUCUUUAUUGCUGGUAAGAUUCAACCAAAAGCACCGCAUUUCACGCUAUGAGAGACAUAAUUCUUAAAACUAUUGCUAAGCACACAAUUUCUGCUUAAUCUAUUACUUCUAUGCUUCCGCUGCUACAGUUCUUGCAGACGGGUCAUAUGAAUGAUAUAAUUGAAAAUGAUUAAUAAGGAAUGUCAAUUUUAUUCGUUACCUACUGUUACUUAACAAUGUAUUCGGCAUUUAACAUUCAUGUAUUCAAGUAUAGUCCAGCCAGUGUUACCGAAUGACGAUGCCUACAUUUUCAACACCAGUGUUACACGGGCAUGUUUGAUGUCAUGGUUAAGCCUGAUCUGGAUCAAAGUUCUUGAUCAUGAUCGGCUCCUUUGCACAAACUCUGAAAGGGCACUAAUCUCUGUGGAGAAAUCUGAUCCUGACUGGGCUUGUGAUCAGCAACGCGCCGUGUGACACUGAUAUAACUUCCUGUUUCGUUGAAAUUUGAUAAAUAGGAAUAGUAGGAGUUGUUCCCGUGUUGGGAACUUUUCUGGAAUACUAGUUGCAACGCAUGCACUGCGAGUCUCAUUGCCUCGCGGGUUUUGCACUGCAUCUACUCGUAGUAUGUCAACUGGACACCUCUUAAGAAAGGGUUAUGUCGCACACAAGAGGCGCAUUCAGCUCUCUUAGUGUUUGGUGCGUCAAUGUAUCCCAGAGGUGAUCUUGUGAUAAUGUAUGUGCAACCAUUGGCCGUUUGUAAUGUGACAUGACCUGGUUUCCUUUGAUCUUAUUCAAACCGAUUAUGAGUUGUAAAAAAGCUAGAGGACUGUGUCACGCUGCAGUUUGCGACUCUACUGAGUGCACUAUAGAUGACAUAUAAGGUUCUGUAACCAACGUUUUUCCCGUAUGCUAGUUUCAGGUCACACCAACUUCCAUGCAGAUACGCACAUUCAGGGUCAUGAAGUUCUUUGAUCCUGGUUUUAUUUAUUCGGCUGUUACUGUGCCGUAUUAUUCAACUUUCUAAUGCAUUGGUCUAAAGCACUAUUAGAUCCGCUGACGCCUUUGUCAUCAUUUCUCAUUCGGCGCAGGCACAUACACUCAGAACCUCAAUAUAGCAAACCCGAGAUAUAACGAAUUAUUGGUUUUAAUGAACUAAAUGAAACAUAACUCUGUCUCAGUUACAGUGCUACGACUAUAUGUUUAUAACGAAUUUUCGAACAUAAAGAAGUAUUUUCGUGCAGGUGGGACUUUGUUAUAGUGGGGUUUGAGUAUACUGGAUUUUUAUCGCAAAUAUUUUUCAUAAUUCAUCCGCACAGUAAUGCCAAUCUCUGUACAAGAUUUCCAUUUAAUGUGUUCAAUGCAGGUACAAGCUCAUUUCUGCUUGUUUAGUCAUUCUGUGUGGGUGUAAUUUGCAAGUCUUGCAGUAUGUUGAUUCAGAAUAGUUUACUCAUAUCGGCACAUACUUGUCGGUUGUGUUUUUCACGAGCUAGCGAAGUUGCAUGGUUAUUGCUUGGUACAAGACAUAUGAUACAAGACAUGUGGAAUGUUGAUACUGGCAGUAUGGCAAAAGAACCUGUCGUCAGUUUGCUCGCACAAAGUGAAUAAUAGUUUGCAGUUCAGCUUAGUCGCUGGUGAUCGCAUACAAACUAGAAUUUGAAAUUUUGCAGCUGCUUAUAUUUUUGUGAUGACCAUUUUAUUGCUGGCUAACAAAGCUGCGGGUGUAUCGGCCCAAGGGCCACCUUUCUGGAUUGGACAUUUCUCGCACCACUAUUUGCAUUGCUCUGAUAAUCUGACGAAAAGAUUUUUUUCCUUUAUAGGGUCUGCGAUGAAAUUCGAGUGAUACUAUCGCAGAUUCGGGGGAUUCGAAAGAGAGAUAGCAUUCAAUUAAGAAAGGCACGCCAGGUGCAAAUUGAUUACUUGGUUAGCCAGGAACUCAUGGUCCUUGGAAAAUUGUAAACAGUGUGCACCUGCCAAUAUUUAUCAGCAAUGUUUUUUCUUUAUGAUCGGUCAAUCUGUCGGUGGAGCUGGCAACUGUUCGUGAAGUUGCUUAACCUUCUUGUUUCGUUUUACGCAGUAUGGAGUACUUUUUUUGAAAGCUCUUGUUAAUGCUUUCGUUACGGGUGGCUGUUUCUGAGAAUAAUGUCAAUUUGACUCAGGACUGUUGGCUGUUUUGUGUACUAAAAUAGGACUGUUGUUAAGAGAGAUAUAAUUUCUGCAAAUGAAAUAAAAUUUGAUGACAUGACUUUGACUUAA
Molecule: messenger RNA, 4475 nt
Organism: Rhipicephalus microplus (southern cattle tick)
Lineage: Eukaryota; Metazoa; Arthropoda; Arachnida; Ixodida; Ixodidae
Product: carnosine N-methyltransferase
Biological process (GO): carnosine metabolic process
Cellular component (GO): nucleus; cytosol
Molecular function (GO): carnosine N-methyltransferase activity
Source: RefSeq, a predicted model, not a curated record